GUGAUGAAUGAUCAAUAUUGAUGGAAGAAAAAAAAAGAGAGUAACUUUUAAUUCUUGAUUCACCUUCGUUAGUUAAUCAGGACAACGUUUAUCCAUCGUAAUUAAAUUUAAUUUAAUUGCAUCAUUUACCCUUCACUGGAUUCCCUUGUGUAUUUUGUUUAUUGUGCAAUUAAUUUAAUCACAAUUAAACAAGGAUAAUGUUAAGCUACAUUGUUUAUGUGUUUUGCUUAAUCUCAUUAAUUGAUUUCGGUUCAACCCAAAGCCCCAAUCAAUACAGUAGCGUUAAUAGUGGAGCUUAUCCAAGGAGUGCACCACCUCCCCGCCCAUCACAGCCCAAUUAUCCGAAUAGUCAAUCACCUCCUUAUGAUCCUAAUCCGGGUUAUCGGCCACCAAAUCCUGUUCGAAGUUCAACCGAACUUCGAACUGCAUCAAAUGUCCCUUACCCACAACCCGAAAAUAUAACCGAUAUUCUGGUUGCUCAAAUUCACGGUUUGGGUGUUUUUGGUUAUGCCUCAUUCCAUCCAAUCAGAUCGACCAACGGUGGACUUCAUGUCAAGAUUCACAUCGCCGGUGGUUCUAAUGGUGAAAGUUAUGUCGCUCGAAUCUAUCAAUAUCCAGCCCAAAAUGGUGCCACUUGUUCACAAGCCUCACUGGGAUCUCUUUUAUCCGAUCUCUCCGUUCCAAAUGGCCUUAUUGAGAUAAACAGAGAAAAUUCCUUUAGUGUUCCUGCUUUGCAGGUCAAAGGACCGGCCAGUAUUAUUGGUCGAACCUUAAUGUUACAAAGUACCAAAGACGGAGCCUCAAUUUGUUCAGUUAUCAUGCCCGGUGAUCGAAGUAAAUUGAUCCUUCAGGGUAAAUUCCAUUCGCCGAUCGCUGGAAUGGCCUAUUACAUUCAGAAUGGUGAAGGCGCCGUUCUUGGUACCGAAUGGAUGAUGUUUUCCGAUGGUAAACGACGAGAUGAAUCGUUUGCAUGGAAAUUGAUAAAAGCAGGACAAGAUGACCUUUCGAACGAUAAGAAAAUAAUCAACGAGAAAAACCGUUGCAUCGAUUUAAGAGGAGACAUUAUUUACUCUUCGAGUGAGGUUCUUUUACCAGUCAGCACUGAGUCUCCCAUUUGGAGAGGUCGAAUGCACACUGGCCUUGAUCCCGUUGUUUCUCGUGACGAUACAAUUUAUCUUGUUGUCUCUAAGGCCAAUGGUUCACCCGUCGCUUGUACUUCACUCAAUCAAAUCUUACCAAAAGUUGGACUCGCUCAAUUUGAUUCUAAUAAUAACAAUGGUGUCGAUGGUACAAUUAAGUUCACCCAAGAUUCACCUUUUGAACCAACUCGAGUUUCGAUUAACUUGAAACUUUUCACUGCCGCUUUCAGUUAUGGUAUUGACGUUUUACCAAGUCUUCGUCGGCGAAAUAAGGAAAUCAAAAGUUGUCCCAAUGUAAAGGAAACUAUUUACAAUCCUUUCCAUGUUGAUCCCGAUCGCGUUCCAUCUCAAGGUCAAGGUACAACCGACAUGUACGCUGUCGGUGAUCUGUCUGGUAAAUACGGAACCUUAGAAUCAAAACCAACGGUCAACCUUCAAACCUACGAUUCCAAUCUACCUCUAUUUGGAUACUAUUCAGUAAUCGGUCGCGCCAUUGUGAUCUAUGGACCUAACGGACCAGCAGUUACCUGUUCGAACAUAGAUCCUUAUGGUAAACCAUUGACAACCGCUUAUGCCACUUUCGAUUACCCAAUUCAAGGUCAAUUUAUCUUUAGACAACCGGAGGGCGAGUGUUUUUCGGACACUUACCUUUACAUUGAAGUCUCAAGACACCCAAGUGCCUCAACAACCAAAACAGUAAAUCAUAAUUGGCAUGUUCAUGUUAAUCCAGUUACAUUGGAAGAUCAAGCUUUAAGUACAACAAAAUGCGCUCAGGCUGCAGGUCACUUUAACCCAUUCAAUGUCUCCGUUUCUGAUCAUAAUCCAAUUUAUGUUCGUGAUUGUAACAUAUUCACACCGACACGUUGUGAGGUCGGUGAUUUAGCCCAUAAACUUGGACCUAUUGACAUUCCUCCCUACAAGGCAGGUCAAGACGGAAAAGAGCCCGAAGUGGCUAAAUAUUAUUGGAUCGACAGCGAUCUACCUCUUUGUGGACAAUCAAAAAUUGUCCAAAGAUCUUUGGUAAUCCAUGAACCCGAUUUCCAAAUGCCGAGACUCAGUUGUGCCAAUUUAUUAGUUUAUCAACCGAAAACUACAAAAUAAUUAAAUUCAAUUUAAUUACCACAAAUGUAAUAACAAAUUUCACUAUCAAAUUGCCCAACAAUAAAAUCAGAGAUGUAAAACUGAUUAACAAAAACAAAAAACAUCUCUAAUUAAUCUAAGCUUUA
Messenger RNA from Panonychus citri (citrus red mite), 2365 nucleotides. RefSeq lists its product as uncharacterized. The record is from RefSeq and is a predicted model, not a curated record. Lineage: Eukaryota; Metazoa; Arthropoda; Arachnida; Trombidiformes; Tetranychidae. Gene Ontology annotation, biological process: superoxide metabolic process. The transcript is spliced from 4 exons. Bases 198 to 2240 code for a protein of 680 amino acids. Gene Ontology annotation, molecular function: metal ion binding.